UGCUGGCCUGACACAUGGGCCCGUCAAGGUCGACGCGAACAUUCAUGCCAAGCCGGAGAAUACUUUACAUCCGAGGCCUCAAAGAAGCACUAAACAGUGCCACUCAGCCACCGCCUGGGAACCAACUACCUGAUUCAACCCAGGUAUAGCCUGCAUGCGCCUCGUUAGUCCGGUUACUAUUCAGCAGUGCCACAGAGCCUGCAUGAAUACCAGCACUAAGUAGCACAAUGCGGACUCUACGGAAUAACUCCGUGCUGCCCACGAUACGUGGUCAGCUUCCUCCCCGGUGCCUCAUGGUCUGCUUUGACGAUAUACAAGACCGCUACAAGUCUUGCGAUACGAGCAUUCCGAUGGCGUGAAUCUGACAGGGACGUCCCGACGCCACCAAAACAGAGGCACUCGAUUGCCUGCAGCCAUCUGAUCGUACUCAUAAAUUGAUGGGAAAUAUACUGCAUCCAAGGAGCCAUGCCGGCAGUCGCAGCAGUUCAGCCUGCUCGCGAAGGGACUUCUCUGAUGAUUGUAGCGUCCAGUCCUGGGACAGCUCCACGCCCACGCAACAGCGAGAUCUUGGGAGCAGAUCUGACAGACUAUCCUCCGGCUCUGAACGAUCUGUACUCCGAGAGACCGCUCGGGAAAUGGCUUGACAAGGUCUUUGCGCUCGCAGACAGCAUCCCAGGACUUCCACCUGCCUGGCACAACAGCCUUGACCUGAGGUCCAUAGACCACUCAAUGCAAUUCCAUCCAGGAUUGCCAGAUCCACAUCCCCCGGGCGAUCCGUAUCACGACGUCUAUGUGGUCAGCGUGCCGCACCGCAAAUGGCCAACUUCUCUUAAGCACUGGUCGCUCUAUACACAAGGAUGUUUCUUCCACUUGAUUCGAAAAUCGGCACCGGAACUGAAGAUGGAGCUGGUUGACGUGAACACCCUUGAUGCAAAACUCGCCCAGCUACGCGACGAAAUCCAGGGAGGUCAUUUCCACAACUCCGCUAUGAUGGACAGACAGGCGGUGGACGGCUUACGCCCAAGCAGAACGAACCUGCCCUUGACAGCCUACCAUGUAGGUCAGACUGUCUUCAACCUUGAACAACUCGAAAAGAUUGCACGUUAUACCAUGAGCAGGAUCGAUACCUAUAGUCUCUUCGAAAAGAAUUGUCACGCCUUCACUCUAUCGAUGAUGCGCAGGACUGUCAUGACCAAGCGGGAUGGAACGAUCUUUACCGGGACAAAGGUCCAGAUCGUCAAUUGGGACAUGAGACUGAAGGGUGCCGGCACAAACGCGUAUGACCAGUACCUCGGGUUUUUGAUAUCCGGCCCCCGUCCAGGUACAUCGAGCUUCCUCCCCAAAAAGACCAAGCGCGACGAGAUGCUAACUAUGCCUUGGAUUCAGGUUUCAUGCACCAGUCCCGCCUGCAUUUUUUGGACUUUCCUGCAGUGCUGAUAUCGCAAUUCAGAGAGAGGGACAGCAUGGGAAUGGCGACUUUAUAUCGAAAGGGUCCGUAUGCAAUAGGCGCCUUCUGUGCAAGUGGUGAGAGAACCCACUUCAACCAUGCGUUGGCCACAAGCGCGAAGCAAAUAGGCAAUGCUGGCGUCAGACUUGGCGUUGCCGUCAAAGAAUUCGCCCAAGAUGUGGCGGCGGGAGAGUUUCGAGACGCUUUCGUUGGCCGAGCGGGGUCUCGUAG
Exophiala viscosa is the source of this 1678-nucleotide messenger RNA. RefSeq lists its product as uncharacterized. The record is from RefSeq and is a predicted model, not a curated record. The transcript has a single exon. NCBI's taxonomy places the organism in Eukaryota, Fungi, Ascomycota, Eurotiomycetes, Chaetothyriales, Herpotrichiellaceae. Bases 466 to 1437 code for a protein of 323 amino acids.